GCUCCGAGGUGGACGCUAUUUUUUUCCCCUUAUGCUUCAUCCGUCUGAAGUUGUACAGCAAUUAACCUCAAAAGAUCUUAGCGUUUGGAGUUUGCAGAAAUAAUUGGUUUAAAUUUAAAUUUUAAUAGAAUCGAGUAGGUAGUAAACAAUGGUUUGGGCUUUGCUUCCCGUCGAUCCUUCGUCAGCUGAAGAAAUAGGAGAAGAAGAUAAGUAUUAUAUCUUCAAGAAGGGAACGUAUACUGUGGGUCGAAAAGGGUGUGAUGUCAUCAUUCACAAAGACAAGGGCGUGUCCAGAAUCCAUGCUCACAUAAUGGUCGAUGGAAUGACUCAAUCAUCUCAAGUUACUAUCAAAGAUUUGUCCAAGUACGGGACAUUCAUUAACAAGAAUCUCACUUCUAACAAGAAAGUUCAUCAAUUUCCUAAUAAACAGACCUCUCUGGAAGAUGGGGACCUUCUUUCUUUUGGAACUGGAAAUGCAACCUUAAGAUUCUCUUAUGUGCCGCUUGUAUUCUACAUCUGCUGUGCUGAGGCCUCCCAUAUGAGUCAUUAUCUUGAGGACAAAGUUUCAUCCAUUGGUGCUCGUCUUAUUAAUGCCUACAAUGAAGAUUGUACUCAUGUGAUUGUUGAUCAACACAUGCCCCUGAAAAGGGAUGUACUUGAUGCAAUUGUGGAUAAGAAACCGCUUUUACAUACUAGUUGGCUUGAGCUUGUAGCUGACAAAAGUAUCCACACUGAGUUUCCUGACUGCCGACCCCAUGUUCCAAAAAUAAUGGUGGAUGGAGUAGUUGUUGAAGUUGCAGACCCAAAAACGCGUGAAAAUUGUUUGGGAGAAUACACCUUUUUGUUAGAAUCUACUCAUGUGUACAAUUUUGGGGAUAGAUUGCAGUCACUACUAGAAGUGAGUGGCUCAAGGGUUAUCUGGGUUAAAGACAUUCGUUCAAAUAAUCAGGCUUUUGAGCGCGGAGAAAAUACUUGUUGUACUUAUGUUGCUCCUGGAAGAUCAGCAGACAAGUUUGACCGCUUAGAUAAACUAGGUUUGUCAUAUAGAGUGAAUGAGAUGGCAUUAAUUCGUGCUCUUUUAUCUGGAAAAUUGGAUCACUCUAUGUUGAUAUCAUCAUCAGUUCCUGUUUCUUCUUGCUCCACUGAUGAAACUGUAGUAGCUGAUUCAGAAGAGGAAAAUGAAACAGCUACAUCAGUUAAUGCAAAUUCUACUAUUCAAAAUAAAGGAGCUCGGACUUAUGUGAACAGAGGAAUUUCCAUGGAAUUCCCUAGCUAUGUGAGCAAAGCAGAAGUUUCUACAUGUCACGAUACUAGUAAAUUGGAGGAUGGCAUAAAAACCUCCAAAGAUGAUAAUUGUUGUUUGACAGCAAGAAGAGAUAAGGCCGACGAGGCUGAAUAUGGAAGUUCUAGUAUUGUUUAUAGCCAAGUUCUAAUAGUUAGAGAUGUAAAUGUAAGUUCGAGAAGUAGCUAUAAAGCUGACAAUGGGGUUAUAAACUACAAGCGCUUUCGCAAGGCAAGCAUUCAGUCAGGAAAUAGCUUCAGCAAUCUUGUUCCAUUUUCAAAAUAUCCUUACAAAGAUUAUGAAUUUGGAAGUGGGGAGUUGUCUGAGUCUGUUAAAGAGGAGAAAAAGAGAAAGAAGAUGGACGCCAUUGCGGAUGACAUGUUUAACAGUGAAAAGGGGGGAAGACAGCGUGGUUUAUCAGGUUCUCUUCGUCGUGGGGGACUUCAUAUGCGGGGUUGACAAAGGUGUUGUAUUUAGUGCAGUGUCUUCCUUAUGUAAUCACUAGAUUAUACCUUUGCUAGAGGGACACAUGGCAUUAGUUAAAAAGAGCUUGCGUCACUGCCAUGUGUAUAUAAAAACAUACAUUAUAUUUGGGAGGAGAGAUCAUUUUUAUGUUUCUUGAAGUUUAAUUAGUCUACUGAUUAUUGUAGUCCUUAAAAGUUUUGUAUUUACGAGUAUGUAAUAGUAAAGUGUGGAUAUGAAAGGUGUGCACGCAUAUAUGUUGAUAUGCA
Hibiscus syriacus is the source of this 2013-nucleotide messenger RNA. Its product is annotated as nijmegen breakage syndrome 1 protein-like. The coding region runs from base 149 to 1741 and encodes 530 amino acids. Gene Ontology annotation, cellular component: Mre11 complex. The record is from RefSeq and is a predicted model, not a curated record. The transcript has 13 exons. NCBI's taxonomy places the organism in Eukaryota, Viridiplantae, Streptophyta, Magnoliopsida, Malvales, Malvaceae. Gene Ontology annotation, molecular function: damaged DNA binding; protein binding. Gene Ontology annotation, biological process: mitotic G2 DNA damage checkpoint signaling; double-strand break repair via homologous recombination.